AUGGCGCCCGCGUCGUCGCCGGUUGAGCCGAACGCCGACGACUUCGCCCCGGUUCAGCCUGUCGAGCCGGCGUCGGCGACGGCUGAGCCGGACCUCGCCCCGGUCGAGAGGAGCGUGCCGAUCGACGCACCGGCGACCCCCGUCGCCGAUCCGGUCGUGGCGCCUCCGAGCGGGUUGAUCAAUCCGCCUCGCUAUCAGUUCGCCGACCUCGACGCGGCGCUCCGCGAGUCGGAAGAGGCCGCGCGGGGCUUUGCCGAGGGAACCCUCUCGGACCCGGCGCAGGUGCCGACGAUGGGCACGCACUACGCCCGCUUGUGUCGUUUGGCCGAGGUCGUGACUUUGCUCGAUCCGGCGGCGGAGCACCCGGAGCUGCUGACGACCGAACUCGGUUCGACCGACCUCUUCAAGCGGCUGUUCCGCACGCAGGAGACGCGCGAGGAGUCACGCCUGAUCGCGGGUCCGUGGGUCUCGUGGACCGGCAAGCCGCACGGCGGCGUCUUCUUUGCGGGCGUUCCGACCCGGUUGGAUCGUGUUGGCGAGUACUCCCAGUACGAGUACCAGAUCGGAGACCAGGUCGUGCCGGUCGUCAUGGCCGAGCGGAUCAACGUGCAGCGUUACCUCAACGCCGGCGCCAAGGAAGUCGGCAUCAUCGGCGUCGUGGUUGAACGACCGAGCGAACGGAUCGCUGGCUACACCGGCGACGCCGACCGCGUCGUCUGGGCGCGCAAGACCCUGCCCGAAUCGCCGUCGUCGCUCGAGGCGGCAUGGAAGCGAUCGCUGCGUCGCAAGCUGCUCGCUUGGUACAAGCGCCACGCACGCGACCUGCCGUGGCGACGUUCGCGCGACCCGUACCGCGUUUGGGUCAGCGAGGUGAUGCUGCAGCAGACGCAGGUCGACACGGUGCGGCCGUACUUCGAGCGGUUCCUCGAAGCGUUCCCCACCGUGGCCGACCUGGCGGCGGCCGACGAGCAGGACGUCCUCCGGCUGUGGGAAGGGCUCGGCUACUACCGACGCGCCCGCUCGCUGCACGCCGCGGCGAAGCAGGUGGUCGCCGAGCACGGCGGCCAGAUGCCGGGCGACGUCGAGUCACUGCUGACACUGCCUGGGGUCGGUCGCUACACGGCAGGGGCGAUCGUCUCGAUCGCGUACGACAAGCCGGCCCCGAUCCUCGAGGCGAACACGAUCCGGCUGUUCACGCGGCUCGUGGCGUACGACGGCAAGCCGACGUCGGCCGCCGGGCAGCGUCACCUGUGGGGCGUCGCCGAGGAGUUGCUGCCGGCCAAGAACGUAGCGACGUUCAACCAGGCGCUGAUGGAGCUUGGCUCACUCGUCUGCACGCCCAGCCAGCCCGACUGCGAGGCUUGCCCCGUCGAGUCUCUGUGUCAGGCGCGAGCCGACGGCAGCGUGGAGCUGCUCGCCCCGACGACGACCAAGCUGAAGUUCACCGACGUGCGCGAGGCGGCCGUUGUCGUCUGGCGCGGCGGGGACGUGCUUGUGCGUCAGUGCGCCGAGGGCGAGCGCUGGGCCGGGCUGUGGGACUUCCCGCGCUUCGAACUGGAGGCGGAAGGGCCACUCUUCGCACGCGACGAGUUGGCCGAGAAGGUGCUCGCGCAGACCGGCGUCGCGUGCGACCCGGGCGCGUUGAUCACGACGAUCAAGCAUGGUGUGACCCGGUUCCGCAUCACGCUCGAGUGCUACGAAGCGCAACGAAUCGGCGGCCGGCUGCGGAAGCCGGCGAAGUGGGUCUCGCCCGCCGAACUGAGCGGCUUGCCGCUAAGCGUCACCGGCCGGAAGCUCGCGCGAUUGGCGGCACUGCUAGCAGGGUGCUUCGUCCCAUCCGUGGAAGACUUUGCCGGUAAUGCGACACCGGCUUGGCCUGUCGUGUCGGUUGUGCCGAUAGCGCCCGCGUCGGGACGCCUUCUCGCGUCUCGUCUUGUGCCGUCGACGCGGCGGUGUGCAAGCGAUCCGGAGGGAGGAACGAUGAAGAACCGUCUAGCAGCCCGUCCGCGUUUCGUUUCCUUGGUCGUGGUGCUCGUCUCGAUGGCCGGCGCCACCCCCUCCGCGCGUGCCAACGCGACCGCCGCGGCGGUCACCCAGCGUGUCGGGGAGUACGUCCACUACAAGAUGUUCGGCGACUACAACUCGCUGUACUUGAUCACCGGCAAGACGACGCCCCGCUACGUCGACGGGAAGUUGGUCGCCCCGCACGAGGGGAUGUUCUCCUCGGGCAUGCGGGGCAUGGCACGCAAGAUUCACGGCCCCGAGAAGCUGCGCAACCGAGACCCGGGGCCUCCCGUCAACUACACACGAUUCGAAGCCUUGAAUCUGGCGGUCGCCGUGCCUCAGCAAGGCUGGGUCCGGCUCGACCCAGAGGAGCAAGGCACGCGGAACUGCCUGAUGCUCACGCGGAGUGAGCCGGAGAUCAUCGUCUCGCUAGCCGCACAGGCGGUCGGGGUCGGAGCCAAGGAGACGAACGGCACGCUGCUGAACGCCUCGCAGAAGAAGAUGAAGAACAUCCCGGGGGGCGAGGUGCUGCCCGGAGUCUGGAAACUGUCCGCACCCGGCAUCGCGGGACGCGCCUACCGGGCGAAGGCCGAGUUCGAGGGCGGCAAGCAGCUGCGCUACUCGAUCUGGGUCGCCACGAAGAACGGAUUCAACUACUCGCUCGUGGUUUACGGCGACCAGCGCGACGAGCGGGCCGUCGACCAAACCAUGCAUCACUUCGUUGGUCGUCUGCGGCAGGUCCAACCCGACCGCGUCGCCCACGUGAUCACCCGGCCCGCCGCCAAACCCGAGUCGACCGGCCGAGGAGCCAACGUCCGCACGUGGUUCUGCGACAGAGAAGUCGUUCAGCAGCACGCCUUGCGGCUCGACGUGAACCAACCCAUCAAGAGCACCGGAGCGACCAUGAAGACCUACCAAGCUGGCUUUCAUCGCUUCUGCAUUCUGACCGUCGCCUUCGUGAUCUUGGGCGGGGUCGCUUCCGCUGAGCUGGCGUGGUGGGAGCCCAAGCUACGCGUCACCACGUUCGGCAAGCAGUACGUCAUGUCCCGCGAGACCGGCGGGAAGCUGGUCUACGAAGGGCCUCAGGGCGUCCACUACGCCGAGCAACAAGCGACCCAGAAGGCGAUGGACAAACGCCGCGCCGAGUUCAACGCGCGACUGACGCGGUUCGACGAGGCGAACCUCGCGAUCGAUCUGCCGCGCAAGGGCUGGAGCAAGCCCGAGUCGAGCGAGGAAGGGGGACGCACCAGCGUGCGGCUCUCGCGGAGUCGGCCCGAGAUCCUGGUCUCACUCCUCGCCGAGCCGGUUGGGAUCGACGCGAACGAGACGAACGACACGCUGCUCGCCGCCUCGCAAGAGAAGAUGAAGGGCAUCCCCGGCGCCGAAGUGCAGCCGGGCGUCUGGAAGCUGUCGGCGCCAGGCAUCGAGGGGCGUGUCUACCGAGCCCAGGCCAAGUUCGAGGGCGGCAGGCAGUUGCACUACUCGAUCUGGGUCGCCACGAAGAACGGCUACAACUACUCCCUGGUGGUCUACGGCGACGUGAGCGACGAGCGCGCCGUCAACCAAACCAUGCAGCAGUUUGUAAGCCGCGUGAGGCAGAACCAGCCGAACCGCGUCGCGUACGUCGUGACGGAAGCGACCGAGACCCGCUGA
Molecule: messenger RNA, 3657 nt
Organism: Cladocopium goreaui
Lineage: Eukaryota; Dinophyceae; Suessiales; Symbiodiniaceae
Source: the annotation of a GenBank genome assembly